Molecule: messenger RNA, 1291 nt
Organism: Coccinella septempunctata (seven-spotted ladybird)
Lineage: Eukaryota; Metazoa; Arthropoda; Insecta; Coleoptera; Coccinellidae
Exons: 7
Coding region: 128-1240 (370 amino acids)
Source: RefSeq, a predicted model, not a curated record
AUGAAAUGUGCAUUUAUUUUCAAAAAUCAGUUUUUACUUUUUAUUGCUUAAUAUUUUCAAACGACGAUAGCGAGCUAUUCGAAUUUGGUGUGAAUGAUGGAAUCUGUGAUGGAAGUACAUAAUAAUAAUGAUAAAUGCCCUAAUUUCUUUCAGAACGAAACCCCUGGUUUGUGCAAUAUGCCAAAAAGUGUUCAGCAGUAUAUCUGCAAAGAAUAGACACCUUCGGCAAAUCCAUAAUGAGGACAUUCAAAAAGACAAGAAUCAACAUGUAUUGUGUUGUCUUUGUCCUGCUGAGAAUAGAGACAAGUUCUUUAGUUACAGAAAUUAUGAGAAUCAUUUGAAAACAAUUCAUGAUAUACUCGUCAAAGAAAGUAUUUUUCAUUUUAGGAGUAGCAAAGAGUUUGAGGCAUGGAGAGGAAAAGAAAACAGAGAAGUGGAUUAUGCUUUUAUUAGGACUUGCAAAACAACGAAAGGGGAUACAAUUGCAUAUUACAAUUGCAAUAGAAGUAAUCAUAGAGGAUAUGAAAGUGUUUGUGAGAAACGCAAGAGGAAGAUUGCAAGUAGUAUCCAUAUUCAGGGAGUUUGUCCUUCAAGAAUAACAGUCAGAAUUUCAAAAGAUGGCUCGUAUUCAGUUACAUUUGUUGAAACACAUGUGGGGCAUGAUGAUGACCUUAGGAAAAAAAGACUGUCAAAAUUUCAACAGAACCUUCUGGUCAAAAAAUUGGCUGCUGGUAUACCAAAAGAGAGGAUAAUGAAAGAUGCUAGGAAUACAGUACAAAAUGAAAAAUUGGAAAGAUUAAAUAUUAUAACGAGGGCAAAUUUAGAAUAUUUGGCGAGAAAACAUAAAAUAAACAAAAUAAGGCAUGAUUAUGAUAUGGAAGCAGAAACUUCGAAAGGUGACUCUGAGGAUGACGGUAAUAAUGCAAUUAUGGAUGACUCGGAUGAGUCUUCAGGAAGUAAUCUGAAGUACAAAGAUGAAUUCAAUAAUUUUAUGCAGGAGAAACAAAAUAAAACAUCAAUAAAUACUGAUGAAAAAAUAAGAAAGAUUGCUGGAGAGCAAUUCAUUGGAUUCAUCAACCAAUUGAGUGGUGACAAUUUGCACAAAUUUUUGUCAGAAAUAUCGACAUUAAAGAGUAGAAUGAUAAAAGAUAAUGAGCAGAUAAGUAAGAAGAGACACACAGCAUGCCCUCACAAACACCCAAAUAUAGGAAAAAUGGAAGCUACAACCUGUGAUUACUGAACCAACCGUCGAGACUGUCUAUGUAUGAAUGUGAAAGGUUAUGUGAAUGAA